AUGAUCGUAGGCCAACAGGUUGCGGUGACUUCACCAGACGCGGACGGAUGCACCUUAACAUCGAAGCCAUAUUCUACCUUCCUCAACGCGACACCUCAUCGUUCCAUUGACGAAGAAAUCUGCCUCUGGGAUACGGUGGGUCUGAACGAGCCUCGUCUCGGCUUGGAUGGCUACCUUGAUGCUAUCGGCAAAGCCGAUGAACUUAUCGAGGAGCUCGACAAAUGCGGCGGGAUUCAGCUCCUGCUCUUCGUCAUGCGCGGCGGUAGAAUUACCGCUUCUUCGCAAAAGAAUUACAAGCUGUUCGUCGAGGUACUGUGUGGCGGACGCGUCCCUGUGGCGGUCGUCAUCACCCACCUCGAGCACGAGAGGGUUAUGGAGGAUUGGUGGAAGAGGAAUGAGAGAGCUUUCAAGACCUUUGGCAUCCGCUACCAGGACCACGCUUGCGUCACGACAUUAGCGGCCCCCAACUCUCAACAAUACGACGAGUCGAAGAAAGCCAUCAACGGUGUACUUCGAGGCUGCGCCUCCCUGCAACCGAUGAAGGAGCAUAGGGACGUUUGGAUUAUCCGCGUUAUGGAAGGCAUAUGGAGGGCAUUCGUUCCAAAACCAGCCCGUCCAAAAGUCAAGAAGCUGACGAGUCAGCUUCGUCAGCGAGCACCCACACAAGAAAUCAAGGCACCUGUGGACGAUGGCAUAAUCAACGUCGUCAUAUUCGGGGAGACUGGUGUUGGAAAGAGUUCCCUCGUCAACCUCAUUAUCGGCAAAUACGUGGCAAAGACUUCAGAUAGCGCAGAGGGGUGCACUUUCGAGGCCACCUACUACGAUGUCGCAAUUGAUUCGCGCCGCAUACGUCUCUUUGACACGGCAGGGCUGAGCGAGCCCUGUCUCAACUGGGACGGGUACCUGUUGGCGGUGAAGAAGGCUGAGCGUCUCGUCUCUAUCCUUGACAACUACGGCGGCGUUGACCUCUUGAUCUUCUGCAUGCGCGGAGGACGGAUAACGGCUUCCGCGCAGCAAAACUAUCGGAUGUUCGUCGAAAUCCUGUGCGACAAAAAGAUACCUGUGGCGGUGGUUGUUACCCAUUUGGAGCAUGAGGAGCGGAUGGAGGACUGGUGGGAUAGGAACGAGAAGCACUUCGAAACAUACGGGAUAUCGGUUUAUGACCAUGCCUGCAUCACCACUAUCCGGAAGCCGAAUUCUCGACACCAUGAUUACUCCAGAGACGCAGUCAUCCGGCUGCUCUGGAACUGCACAUCAUUACCGUGCAGGAUGAAGAAAAGCCAAGAGGACUUGUGGUUCGUGAAGUUGCUUGAGGGAAUGUGGAGAUAUCUUUUGCCACGCGCUGCGCGUCCAGGGGUGAAAGAGCUAACACGGAAGCUUGUCAAGAGAUGUGGGUUUUCGAAAGACGACGCAAAUCGGAUUGCCAGGCGACUGAAGGACAUGGAAGACGACACGAUUAAAGACUAGCUAUCACUCUUAUGCUUUGUAUAUCUUAUUGUGCACUAU
Messenger RNA from Coniophora puteana RWD-64-598 SS2, 1506 nucleotides. RefSeq names its product P-loop containing nucleoside triphosphate hydrolase protein. The record is from RefSeq and is a predicted model, not a curated record. Gene Ontology annotation, molecular function: GTP binding. Lineage: Eukaryota; Fungi; Basidiomycota; Agaricomycetes; Boletales; Coniophoraceae. The coding region runs from base 1 to 1467 and encodes 488 amino acids. The transcript is spliced from 2 exons.